AUGUAUACUCCAGUUCUCUUCGCCCUGAUCUCGUUGGUCUUUGCUGCCCCGUUGACCAGAGUCGACGGCGAAGAUGGCAUCGCUGGCAGAUGGAUUGUCAAGAUGAAGGGCGACGUAGCAACGCAAGCUCACGACGACCUGAUGGCAUCCAUGUCUACCAAACCCGAUCACGAAUACGCAAUGCCUGGAUUCCGAGGAUUUGCCGGCAGCAUCUCCGAGGAAGAACUUGUUCGACUUCAGGCUUCUGAGCAUGUUGAGUACAUCGAACAAAACGCCAAGGUCCAUAGCAACGAGAUCGUGCAACAGUUGAACUCUACGUGGGGGUUGGCUCGUAUCUCUCAUGCCGAGCCGUAUCAAACAAGUUAUCUUUUCGAUUCCAGCGCUGGGGAAGCUGACUUCAGCGGUGAGGACACCAUGAUCGACGCCAUGGGCCACGGAACUCACGUGGCUGGUACAAUCGGCUCGAUGACUUGGGGCGUGGCAAAGAAGACAACGCUGCUCGCUAUCCGUGUACUGGACUCGUACGGUUCUGGUACAACCGAGGGCGUACUUGCGGGCAUGGAGUAUGUUAUUACCGAUGCAGCAAAACGUAGUGAGGCUGGAGAAUGUCCCAACGGUUUCGUGGCCAACAUGAGUCUUGGAGGGCGCAAGACGCAGGCCUUGAAUGAUGCUGCCGCUGCCAUCGUUGCAGCGGGAAUCUUCCUUGGUGUCGCAGCGGGCAAUGAGGGACGCGACGCUAAAUACUCGUCUCCGGCAUCUGAACCUAGUGUCUGCACCGUGGGUGCUACGGCCAUUAACGAUACGCUCAUUGAAUGGUCCAACUAUGGCCCUAUAGUUGACAUUUUGGCACCCGGCGUUGAGAUCACCAGUACUUGGAUCGGCAGAACGAUCGAUACGAUUUCUGGAACUAGCAUGGCCACCCCUCAUAUCGUUGGCUUGGCCGCGUACUUCAUGGGUCAAGGAUGGCCAGUGGAAGGGCUGUGCGAAAGUAUGGCUAGCGUCGCGACCAAGGGCAAGAUCGAUGAAAGCACUCUCCAUGAAACCACACCGAAUCUUCUAGCCUUCAACAUGGCCGAAGCAUCUCAGCAGUACGGCAGACGCACAAAGCGGGUCGCGUAG
Molecule: messenger RNA, 1119 nt
Organism: Alternaria viburni
Lineage: Eukaryota; Fungi; Ascomycota; Dothideomycetes; Pleosporales; Pleosporaceae
Exons: 5
Coding region: 1-1119 (372 amino acids)
Biological process (GO): proteolysis
Molecular function (GO): serine-type endopeptidase activity
Source: RefSeq, a predicted model, not a curated record